Messenger RNA from Aspergillus japonicus CBS 114.51, 1293 nucleotides. Its product is annotated as dihydrodipicolinate synthase family protein. Gene Ontology annotation, molecular function: N-acetylneuraminate lyase activity. Gene Ontology annotation, biological process: N-acetylneuraminate catabolic process. The record is from RefSeq and is a predicted model, not a curated record. Gene Ontology annotation, cellular component: cytosol. NCBI's taxonomy places the organism in Eukaryota, Fungi, Ascomycota, Eurotiomycetes, Eurotiales, Aspergillaceae. The transcript has a single exon. The coding region runs from base 230 to 1120 and encodes 296 amino acids.
GCGAUCAGCUGGAGGGGCAGCUCAGAAACAUCCUCUAUCAACGAAUCUGUCACCAGAAGCUCUAGUUAUUUAAGUGAUAACCAGUUCGAGCUUUUGUUCAGUGUUAUCUCAAUCAAACAGAUUUUUACUCUAAAUCCUUGAGUGUGCUCAGUCUUCUCUCCUCCACACCCGAACCCCCAUCAUCAAUCCAGAUCCAAAGCAUCCACCCGACAUCACCACACCCAACACAAUGGCCGACCUCCACGGAAUCAUGGUGGCGCUGAUCACCCCCUUCACCGACGACCAGACGGCCAUCGACGCCCCGCGCCUGCAAGCCCUGAUCGACCGCCUCAUCCAAGCCGGUGUGCACGGCCUUGUCCCCGGCGGCAGCACCGGCGAAUUCACGGCCAUGACCAUCCCCGAACGCAAGCAACUGACCGAGCUCGUCGUCAAAUACACCGACGGCCGCGUGCCCGUCAUCGCAGGCACGGGGGGCCUCACCACCCGGGAGACGCUCGAGCUCUCGAUCCACGCGGCCCAGGCCGGCGCCUCCGCACUAAUGGUCGUACCCCCCUUCUACGACGCAGUCAGCCUAACCGAACUCAAAACCCUGAUGACCGAAAUCACGCAAGCGACGCAGCUGCCCAUCGUCUACUACAACAUCCCCUCCGCCACGGGCCUAAAACUGACGCCCACCGAGCUGGCCAGUCUGUCGGAGGUGGGUGUACGCUACCUGAAGGACACGUCGGGCGACGCGCCCGCGCUCACGGAGAUGCUGUUCGGCUUGUCGGACAAGAUCACCGCGUUCAACGGCUGGGACACGCUGACGUUCUACGGGCUGGCGGCGGGCGCGCGCGGCGGGGUCUGGGGCGCGGCCAACAUCAUCCCCGAGCUGGCGGUCGAGCUGUGGGAGGCGGUCGCGGUGCGCGGGGACCUGGCCAAGGGCCGCGAGCUGUGGGCCAAGGCCUGGCCGGUCUGCAAGUUCCUCGAGUCGCAUAACUAUGCCGCCGCCGUGAAGACGGGGCUCGAGUUGACGGGCACCCCCACCGGGGGCGUGCGCAAGCCGUUUCACAUGCUGGGGACGGAGGCGCAGGAGGAGUUUAGGGUGUUGAUUCAGGGUGCGGGGGUGAAGACCGUUUAGCUUUCUGUAUUCAAGAUAAAUUUAGCGGGUCUUACGCACACGUCAAUCCGAUGUUCUUACUUUGAUGCUCUUGCUGCUUGGUUGUAGCAGGUACAGUACAGUACACUGGUAAGCUCAAGGUCUGGAUGGGGCCGAAGGGGGUUUGCAUUUCGUCAUUUUUAGCAGUACUCUUC